Plasmodium relictum is the source of this 3552-nucleotide messenger RNA. RefSeq names its product conserved Plasmodium protein, unknown function. Bases 1 to 3552 code for a protein of 1183 amino acids. Lineage: Eukaryota; Apicomplexa; Aconoidasida; Haemosporida; Plasmodiidae. The record is from RefSeq and is a predicted model, not a curated record. The transcript has a single exon. Gene Ontology annotation, molecular function: protein binding; mRNA binding. Gene Ontology annotation, cellular component: nucleus. Gene Ontology annotation, biological process: mRNA 3'-end processing.
AUGAUUAAAUAUUCCAAUUUAAAUAAUUUAAAUUUUGAUGUUAAUAAUAAUGAAUUAAUUAUAGCAAAACAACUUUUUUCUACUUGUUUAAAAAUAGAUGAAAAAACGAAAGAAAUUUAUAAAAAUUUUAAUGUAGAAGAAUAUGUAUCUGAGAUAACAGGAAAUAAAGUAAACUCAAAUAUAAAUUAUGAAGAACACAAUAAAGAAAAUGUAACAGUAAAUGAAGAUAAUAAUUUUGCUGAUUUAAAUAAUUUAGAGAAAAAAAUAGAGAAUACAAAUGAUAUAAGAACAAAUAUAAAUUCUUACAAAGAAGAAUUACAUUUUUUAAGGUGCAAUCCAUUACAUUUAAAUAGGUGGUAUAAACUUUUAGAAUUAUAUGAAACAGAAGAAGUAUAUGAACAGUUUUUGUUGAUUUUUCCAAGGUGUACUUGGUAUUGGAUAAAAUAUGCUGAAUUAAAAAUAAAAAAAAAAGAAUAUAAAAAUGCAUAUAAUAUUUAUCGUAAAUGUAUUGAUUCAAAUAUUUAUGAUUUGAAAUUAUUUCUAUCAUUCUUAUAUUUUGCAUAUCAUACCUCUUCGAUUCAUGAAUACAUAAGUUUCUUAUUUGAAUCAUUAAAGUGUGUAGGAACAGAUAUUAAAUCAGGUAAUAUAUGGGUUGAAUUACUUUAUAUAUUAAUAAAAAUACAUAAUACCAAUUUAUUAUUAAAUAAUAAUAUACAGAAUUUAUUAUAUGAUCCAUUUAAAAAUAACAGUAAUGGGAAUAGGAUAGAAACCCCAUUAUUACCUUCAGAGCAAGAACAAAUAAUAUUUAAAUCUCCCAUUCCUAAUAAUAAUUCUAAAGUAACAUAUAUUGAACAUUAUGCAAAUGAUGGGAAAUUAAGAAAUUUUUAUCAAUGUUGGCUUAAUAAUACUACAAAAUAUUUAGAUAAAGUUUGGAAAUGCUUUUGCUCCUUUGAAAAGAGUAAUGAUAAUUCUACAAACAUUUACUUAUCAACAUUUAAUACUCAAUACUUAAAUUCAAAAAAUGCAUAUAAAGAAUUAUCUAAUUUAUAUAAAGAAAUGAAUUUGGAUAAGAAAUUUAAAAUAAUAAUACCUAUUAAUAAAAAGUCUAAAAUUGAAAAUAACUUGUUAUAUUUAAAAUGGAUGAAAAUUAUUAAUUUUGAAAAAUCUAAUCCUCUUAAAUUAAAAUUAUCUUUAGUUUGUAAAAGAAUUAUGUAUAUCUAUGAGCAAGCAUUGAUACACUUACAGUUUAACGCAGAUAUGUGGUUUUCUUAUUUCCAAUUUUUAUUAUUAAAUAAAAAAUUUAAUUAUGCUAUUAGAAUUAUGAGAGAAGCAAUAGAAAUAUAUUUACCAUUUGAUGAACUAUUAAAAUUAAAUUUUGCUUAUUUUUUUGAAAAAUAUUCUUUGAUAAAUCAAGCUCAUUAUAUUUAUCAACUAAUGCUUAAUGAAGUAUCAAAAAAAAAGAAGAAAUUUUCUUUAUCUUUUUUAUAUUCAAAAGAAAAAUUUAAAAAGUUACCGUAUUGUCAUUUAAAAAAGAAAAAAAAAAAAAAAAAAGAGAAAGGAAAAGAAAAUGAAAAUGAAAAAAAAGAUAAAAAUGAAAAAGGAAAAGAAGAUGAAAAUGAAAAAAAAGAUAAAAAUGAAAAAGGAAAAGGGAAAAAAAAAGGAAGAAAAUUAGAACAAAAUGAAAAUAAUGAAGAAAGUCAAAGAGAAUUUAAAAGGAUUAAAAGAGAAAACAUAGAAAUAGAUGAAACAGAAAAGAUAGAAAGUAAUAGUAAUAGUAAUAAUAAUAAUAAUAAUAAUAAUAAUAAUAAUAAUAAUAAUAAUAUCGAAAAUAGUGAUAAAAAUGAAGUGAAAUUUUUAAAUAAUCCUUCUAAAAGCUUAUCAGAUACUAGUGAUGAUGAAAUAAGAAGAAAAUUUUAUCAAAGUGAUUAUGAAAAGCUAGAAGAAAGAAAAAAGUAUUUUAUAAAGUAUAUUAAUAUAAACAAGAAAAAAAGAAGGCAUUUUGUAUUUACACACUUUUUAAACUUUAUUAAAAGAAAUUAUGAUGAAACUAUAUGGAGAUAUUAUGUAAGUAUAAUAUUGAAUCAAGAAAAAUGCUCAGAAGAAAUAUAUUAUUAUUGUGCAAACAUAGAAAGAAGAAUUUUAAAUAACGAAAAAAGAGCUAUAUAUAUUAUGAGUGAAGGUUAUAAGAAAUUUUCAUCAAAGAAAAAAUAUCUUUUUUAUUACAUACAUUUUUUAUUAGAGAAAGGAAACUUAAAUCAUAUAAGAACUUUAAUUUAUAAAUAUAUUCAUGAUUAUUAUGCAAAAUUUUAUAAAGAAUAUGAAGUAAAUUAUUCAUUUGAUAAAAAAGAUGUAAAAUCUAAAACUGGACAAAAUGAAUUCAAUUUGUUUGAAUCAGGUUACUUAAAAUUAUUAAAAAAUAAAAAUAAAUCAUGUGAUAGAAUAUGGAAUUUUCUAAUACAACUGGAAAUAUUUUAUGGUGAUAUAAGAAAUCUGAAUAAAAUAUUUGAAGUCAAAUUAAAAUAUGAAUCAGGUUAUAAUUUAGAGGAAAAUAAAAAUGUUUUAUUUGAUUUCACGAAUAUAUCUGAUAAUAAUGAAAAUGCUCUAUUAGAUGAUAAUACUAUUACUGACAUAUUAUGUAAAGGAUAUCUUGAAAACUUAAAAAAAAAUGACAUUGAUAGCUUACAAUUUAAAAUAAAUUUAAUUAAUUCUCAAUUAUUUGCUGGUACAUCUUUAAAAAAGACAUUUUCUUUUUUUCAAAUUAAAAGUAUUAAUCCAUUUUCAUUGUUAGCUUACUGUGAUAGCAUGGAAAGAAAAAAAAGAAGAAAAGAAGGAAAAGAAUCGACACUAAUUAUAAAUGAUCAAGUAAAUGAGGAUAUAAAUGAAAGUAAUAUAAAUAAAAAUUUUAUGAAUGAAAAUGAUGCAAAUGAAAACAAUUUCAUCGAUAAUAACGUAGUUGAAAAUGAACUUGAUAAUAGUUAUAUGAAAAAAAAAAUGAGUGAAUACAAAAAUGGAUUAAUUAGCUCCACUUAUGAUUCUUUCAAUUUUUAUGACUCAAAAAGUUACAUGAAAAAAAAGAAAGUAAAUAAUGACAGUAAUAGUAAAAAAAAAAAAAAGGGGAAAAUAGAUAUAACUGACUCUGUUAAUUACAUUAUUAGACCUGAUUUAAAGAUGAUGUCUAUAUAUAGACCUUUUGAAAGUUACCAAUAUGCGCAAAAAGAGAAAAAAAAAAAGAACAGUGAAAUAGAUAGUUUGUUAAAUAAUAACAUAGAAUAUAUUGAUGAUAUAAAUAAAAACAAUAAAUACAAUAAAAAAGAUAAAAAUGAUAAAAAAGAAUAUAUUUUAAAAAGAGAAUACUUUAAUAUGCCUAAUAUAAUAAGCGAUUUUUUAAGUUUAUUACCUCAAGAAAAUCCAUGCAUAAAAUUAUCGGAUAAUUCAAUUGAUUAUUUAAUAACGUCACUGCAAAAUUUGAAAAUACCAAAACUAAAAAAAUUUCCAUACGAACCAAUACCAGUUAAAGAAAUUAUACAAAUUAAAAAUGAGUUAAAUAAUUAA